Molecule: messenger RNA, 3179 nt
Organism: Mandrillus leucophaeus (drill)
Lineage: Eukaryota; Metazoa; Chordata; Mammalia; Primates; Cercopithecidae
Gene: AMER2
Product: APC membrane recruitment protein 2
Exons: 2
Coding region: 834-2264 (476 amino acids)
Biological process (GO): regulation of canonical Wnt signaling pathway
Cellular component (GO): plasma membrane
Molecular function (GO): beta-catenin binding; phosphatidylinositol-4,5-bisphosphate binding
Source: RefSeq, a predicted model, not a curated record
CAGCCUCGAAGGCCCACCUGUGGAGUGGGUCUGAGAUGCCCAGCCUGUGUUCUCGGUCAGCUUGUCUAUUGUUAUCAGAUGUGGGCUGGGCCCCGGCGUCAGUGACUUCAUCCCAUGGUGGCUGGAGUCUGGGAUAAGACUCAUGGUUGUCCCAAAGGUGCAGGCAAACUCCACCCCGGGGAGCUGUUGUGCGCGCAUUGCCGGGCUGCUGAUCCACUGACUGAGUGGUGCCGUGUACUUUUGUCACAAGAACCAUAACCAUAACGACAGCCACACCGCAUGGACCUAGCGUGUGCUUAGCUCUGGACAAGACAUGGAUGUAGGCAGACGUGCUUCCUGCCUGCUGCGCUUGGUGCACUAGUGCUAAGGACAGACAUGCAGGGCUUGGGAAAGGCAUGAAGACGCAUGGAGUCCAGGAGAGAGAGGAUAAGAAAAGCAAGCGUUUUUGUGCUGGGUUGAAUUGCGCUGUCGUUUUCAGAGGCGUUGCGGGAUCCACGGUUGCGCUCCCGCGAAGAGCGAGUCCGGAGAAGGAUUCGGAAGGUGGGUGAGAGUUGAGGGAAUCUGAAUUCCAUCAUUACGACUCGAAUGUCUGCAAUCAGCUCGCGGCUGCGUCGCCUGCUCGUGCCCCACAAACGCCAUGCAGCGCCGCGCCAAGUCGGAUGGAAGUGGGUUAGGGGAUUACAUAAGCCCUUGCGGGAGGGAAGAUGGUCUUUUAUGUGUGUUUCUUUUGCAGCGGCGGCGGCGAGCGCGGCUCAGGUUGAUGUAGAACACGGGUGACAGUGGCCUGGCGCGAGCCCACUGCUGACGACAGCGGCUCAGCCCGCGCGGUUUCCAUGGAGACGAGCCGGAGCCGCGGCGGCGGCGGGGCUGUCAGCGAGCGCGGCGGAGCUGGCGCGUCCGCGGGGGUCUGCAGGAGGAAGGCGGAGGCCGGGGCCGGGACCCUCGCGGCAGACAUGGACUUGCAUUGUGACUGUGCCGCCGAGACGCCGGCCGCCGAGCCGCCGUCGGGGAAGAUUAACAAAGCCGCCUUCAAAUUAUUCAAGAAAAGGAAAUCGGGUGGCACCAUGCCCAGCAUUUUUGGGGUCAAAAACAAAGGGGACGGGAAGAGCUCGGGUCCGACGGGGCUGGUGAGGAGCAGGACCCACGACGGACUGGCCGAGGUGCUGGUGCUGGAGAGCGGCAGGAAGGAGGAGCCGCGCGACGCGUCCAGGACGGGGGCCGUUCCGGUCAAGACGGUCCCCCUUGUCGACUCCGAAGGCGGCAGCGGCCGGGCACCCGCCGCCCCGGACCCUGCCUCUGUCGAUCCACCCUCAGACCCGUCGGCAGAUCGUAUUUGUUUGAUGUUUUCUGACGUGACUUCACUGAAAAGCUUUGACUCUCUUACAGGCUGUGGAGAUAUUAUUGCAGACCCAGAGGAAGAGGCAGGUGCCAGCUGUGACAAGCAUGCCCCCGGGCCAGGCAAGCCGCCUCUCUCUAAAAAGAACCCCGGCGUGGUGGCCUACCAGGGAGGCGGGGAAGAGAUGGCCAGCCCGGACGAGGUGGACGACAGCUACCUGCAGGAGUUCUGGGACAUGCUGUCCCAGACCGAGGAGCGGGCACCCGGGCCCCAGGAGGGCGCGGCCAAGGUGGCAGCUGCGCUGGAAGCCAAGGUGGCGCCCGAAACCCCCAAAGACACCAGGUGUGUGGAAGCGGCCAAGGACGCGUCCUCGGUCAAGCGCAGGAGGCUCAACCGGAUUCCCAUCGAGCCCCAUCCGAAGGAGGAGCCCAAGCACCCGGAGAAGGAGCAGCAGGAGGGCGUCCCCAACAGCGACGAGGGCUACUGGGACUCCACCACGCCAGGCCCAGAGGAAGACAGCGCCAGCAGCGGGAAGAAGGCGGGCAUCCCCCGGGAUAGCUACAGCGGGGACGCGCUCUACGAUCUCUAUGCUGACCCGGACGCAAGUCCAGCAACCCUUCCUGGGGGGAAGGACAACGAGGAGACGUCCUGCCUGUCCCGGUUAAAGCCCGUAUCUCCAGGCACCAUCACUUGUCCACUGCGAACCCCAGGCAGCUUGUUGAAGGACUCUAAGAUCCCUAUUAGCAUCAAGCACCUGACCAACCUUCCAUCUAGCCAUCCCGUGGUGCACCAGCAACCCUCCAGGAGUGAGAUGCCCAGAACAAAAAUCCCGGUUUCCAAAGUGCUGGUCCGCAGAGUCAGCAACCGGGGCUUGGCUGGGACCACCAUCAGGGCAACGGCCUGCCACGACAGUGCCAAAAAGUUGUGAGGUCUUCCGGGCCAAAGUGGAUGGGCCACAUGUCAAGGAAUACAACUUUUCCCUGGAAACCACUGCAGUUAGUUUUGCUUUUCCUAAAGAAAGUCUUUUAGGACACCACCCGUCCCCGCCUGCUCCAGAGCAUGGACCGAGGAGGUCUCUGUGCCCUCAGCAGGGACAGGAUAACACCAGAAAGAGGGAUGCUACACUUGGGAUUCUCCUCUCAAGAUAAGUCCCUGAGAGUUAUUUUCAAGCACUUUUUUCUUUUUUACCUUUAAGUUUUUCUUCUUUUUUUCUUUAAUAUAGUGAACACUUGGAAGUCACCUUUACUUGCCUUUGCAGAAAACAGGACUUAGCCAAACCUAAAUAAGAGUCAUGCCUGGAUAUUGGGAUGAGCCAGUGUCCGGAGGCCUGAAGGAACCACUGAAGAACCAGAGGAGAUCUCCUCUUCCAAGACAGAUUUCCUUCCUUCCCUUCUUUUCUCUUUCCUUUCCAGGAAAAAAAAAAAAAGAAAAAGGAAAAAAAAGAAAGAACCUUUGCUGUAUCACUGUGUGGAAAACACCUCCAAAGCUGAAAGAGCCAGGUAUUUACCUGAUGAGCAGAGGGGACCAUUGAUUGGCAGAAAACUUCCCUACUUCAGUUGCUAGAUAUGCAAAUUGACAAGUAUCUAACACUAGGAAAAUAAAGGCGAGUUUUGGUUUGGUUGAUUUCAGUAAUUUGUUUGGGGAGAUAUAAAAGGCUCAGGAGAGCAGGCUUUUGCUUUUGUUUGUUUCUUCCCCCACCCAGUGCAGAAAUCAGGAUCAGGGAAAGAUUUUACUAAAUGCCAAUAGAUACAGUAUUUAAGCAUUUAUAAGCUGAAACCUUCUCAUGUGAAGAUAAUGCAUAUUUUACAGUUUAUCCAGCUGUUAACAUUUUGUAAUCGUCAAU